Rubroshorea leprosula is the source of this 962-nucleotide messenger RNA. The record is from the annotation of a GenBank genome assembly. NCBI's taxonomy places the organism in Eukaryota, Viridiplantae, Streptophyta, Magnoliopsida, Malvales, Dipterocarpaceae.
GUUUUGCAGGACAUUAGUCUUGAAUUUAGUGAAAUGCAAACCGAGUAUAAAGAGUUGGAGGACAAUCUUAAACAAACUGAAGUAAAGGCAUCCCUUCGGAGACAGCACAUGGGAAGAAUGAGAGAGGUUAAAAAAGGGAUCAGAAGACUGCAAAAGUUUAUGAAUACAAUUUCUAGUCUCGAAACUGCAUUGCAGUUGAUUAUAAGUGAGAUUCCUAGCAUCCAAGAGGUUAUUUUGGUUCUGGGAGCUAGUCCAAUUCGACCCCAACAUGUAUAUGAGAUGACUUUUUCACACACAAGUGCUGGCAGUGGUACCAUCAGCCACGCUGAUUUCGCUAAAAGCAGAACAGCCGAAGGGCUUUCAAGGAAGGCUAUUAGAGCAUUGAUCUCAAAUGGUGCUGGCUCUAGUUCCUAUCCAGGCCCUUCCAAGUUGUUUCUGUUGGUCAAAGCUCCCUUGUCUUUCAAUCUGCCUCUGCAUUUUCUUCCAAAACGUGACUUCAGAUACAGCAAAAAGAUUGUGCCUUUCAGACUGCGGUUUAAGUGCAGAACCCAAGGAAUGGACAGUGAUCCUACUGAUUGUGGUUUGAAUCCAGACAGACACCAUGAUUUCAAAGAUUCUACAUCAAAUGAACUGAUGUGGUUUCAGUGCCGCCAUGUAAUCAAAGGCAUAGCAUUCAAGACACCGGAAGAAGAAUAAGUUUGUCUCGUUACUUUUAUUCACUAGUAAUUGUCUCCUCAUUCUUCACCUAGUUUUCUGUUUCUUAACAAGUUUGUAAUGAUCUUUUUCUAAAUUGGAAAACCCUCCGGUCUCAAGAGGGACUUGAAGAAGAUGGGCGAUGGCACUACCAGCAUGCAUGAAAUGUUGGGCUGAGUUUUUAUCAUCGGCCAAUUUCCUGAUUCCUUUCUGUACAUUACACGGAGCUCGAGCUCGACCUUUUCAAAGCUACGAAACUUUUGCCAUUG